Messenger RNA from Tachysurus fulvidraco (yellow catfish), 1468 nucleotides. It is a transcript of the gene cldnd1b, whose product is annotated as claudin domain containing 1b. The record is from RefSeq and is a predicted model, not a curated record. NCBI's taxonomy places the organism in Eukaryota, Metazoa, Chordata, Actinopteri, Siluriformes, Bagridae. Gene Ontology annotation, cellular component: membrane. The transcript has 5 exons. The coding region runs from base 271 to 1011 and encodes 246 amino acids.
CUGAAGUGCACAGAUGUAGGGAGCACAGAGCGGUUUGAGAUUCGGCCCGUGGCUAGUUGUUUGUGUGGUCAGAGUGAAACCAGAAGCGGACUGACACUUAACCCCGAGGCGAUCAGUCCGUGUCCAGACUCCUGGAGAAGAAGAGUAGAGCGAUACGUACGCUGAUUAUUCCUGACGUUAUCAUGACACAGUGAUAUUUAAUGCUCACUGUAGUAAAUUGACAAAUUAUAUUACAGCGUGUGUGUUAGAGCAUCAUACAGGAGCGUAAACAUGGUGGAUAACCGCUACGCCACGGCGUUAGUGAUCGGCUCUGUGCUGAGCCUGUUGGCCAGCGUCUACCUCUCCGUGGCCGUCGGGACGCAGCACUGGUACCAGUACCGCAGUCCACCGACCAGCAACGACGCUAACAACGGCUCAGACCUGCAGAAACUGAAGGAGGACUUCAUGGGCGAGGAUGUGAUGGAGGUGCAGUACAGUACAGCUCUGUUCCGUAUCAAUGGCUCUCUGGGGCUGUGGUGGCGCUGCAUCCUCUGGUCUCAGCCAGACUCUAAGGUGGUGUCUGAAUGUAAGGCCUUUACUUUAGCUCAGCAGUUUGAAGUCAAGUACAAACAUCCAAAUAACAGCAGCAGUGUGGAGGAUUUUCUGCGCACAGCUCUGUGGCGAUGUCGCUUCGUCUUCCCACUGGUGUCUCUCGGCCUGGUGUUUCUGGCCGCUCUGGUCGGAGUGUGUGCUUGUCUCUGUCGCAGCCUCACACCCACACUGUUUGUAGGACUGUUACACCUACUGGCAGGUUUGUGCUCUCUGGCGACGGUGUGCUGUUUCCUGGCAGGAGUGGAUCUGCUGCACCAAGUAUUGGAGUGGCCCGAGGGCGUGGACUCAUCUCUGGGCUGGUCCCUUUACCUGGCCCUGGUCUCCUCCCCACUGCAGAUGAUGGCUGCUGCUCUGUUCAUGUGGGCUGCCAGGAGCCACCGCAAGAACUACACUCGCAUGACUGCUUACAGGGUGGCGUAAUUCACACAGAACUGCAACACGGCUUCCACAUACUGUACAUCUCAGACUCAAACACAUCACAUACACAACUCACCUGAGGAGUCGCCUGAGAAAUCACAUGAAGUGUAUUCUGAAGUCAUCUUAGGAGUCACCUGAUGAGUUAUCAGUGGAGGAACCUGAGGAACCCCCUCAGGAGUCACAUCAGUAACCACAUAAAGCCUAACCUGAGGAGUUACCUUAGUGAUGAACUACUGAGGCUUUAUAAUGUGUUUAUAAUCUCCUCAUUACUGCCUUAUUCACCACUAAACACCAUCAUACAGCAGAAUCCCCAAUACCACUACACAGAACAUCAUGUUCUUUAAUCCCAUCACAGAAUAUCGAAAUGCAUUUCUGUAACUUACAAGAAAGUGUGUAAAAGUGUUUUUAAAGCUGUAAUAUUUAUAGAAUUUUAGAGUUAAAGCAAAAAAAUCUGGAAUGA